Messenger RNA from Solea senegalensis (Senegalese sole), 2548 nucleotides. Its product is annotated as oxysterol-binding protein-related protein 2-like. Gene Ontology annotation, cellular component: intracellular membrane-bounded organelle; membrane; cytosol. The record is from RefSeq and is a predicted model, not a curated record. The transcript is spliced from 14 exons. Gene Ontology annotation, molecular function: cholesterol binding. The coding region runs from base 172 to 1539 and encodes 455 amino acids. Lineage: Eukaryota; Metazoa; Chordata; Actinopteri; Pleuronectiformes; Soleidae.
GUGUCCUUCCCGCCCACUUCCGCCUGGAUCCAGAGAGACUCUUCGAUUGUUUAUGUUGCUACCGCCUAAUGUGACAUUAUUUCACAGGUGGUGUUUUUCGGACGUCUGUGAUGCUUGGCCGAUGUGGGAACAUGUCCUCUGAGUAAUGUUUAGUUACCUUCUCUGCUCAGUAUGAACAGCGAGGAGGAGUUUUUCGACGCUGAGACGGGGCUGGAGUCAGAUGACUCCUGUGAGGUCAGUUUUCAAGAUGCCCAGGUGACAGCACAGGAGAAUGGGAUGUGGGAACGCAGGAAAACCCUCCCGGCUGAAAUGAUCUCCAGAAACAACUUCAGUCUGUGGAGUAUAUUGAGGAAAUGCAUCGGCUUGGAGCUGUCCAAAAUAGCGAUGCCAGUUGAAUUUAAUGAGCCGCUGAGUUUUCUCCAGAGACUCUCGGAAUACAUGGAACACACUCAUCUUAUCCACGAAGCCUGCACUUUGUCUGACUCCAUAGACCGCAUGCAGGUUGUUGCUGCGUUUGCAGUUUCAGCUGUAGCAUCUCAAUCAGACAGGACUGGAAAGCCUUUUAAUCCUUUACUGGGGGAGACGUAUGAACUCAUAAGGGAGGAUGAGGGAUACAGAUUGGUCUCGGAGCAGGUGAGCCACCACCCUCCCAUCAGUGCCUUCCAUGCUCAGUCUCUGAAGCACGAGUUUGAGUUUCAUGGCUCCAUCUAUCCAAAACUCAAGUUGUGGGGCAAAAGUGUGGAGGCUGAGCCCAAAGGCACCAUGACACUGGAGUUGGUGAAACAUAAAGAAACAUACACAUGGAUAAAUCCAAUGUGUUGUGUGCACAACAUCAUUUUGGGAAAACUCUGGAUUGAGCAGUAUGGAACUGUGGAGAUCGUCAACCACAGCACAGGAGAAACAUGCGUGCUACACUUUAAACCAUGUGGGAUGUUUGGGAAGGAGCUACAUAAAGUAGAAGGUUAUAUUCAAGACAAAAAUAAGAAGAAGCGGCGAGUGAUCUAUGGGAAGUGGACAGAGUGCAUCUACAGCGUGGACCCCAAAGUCUAUGACGCGCACAAGAAGGACAAGAAGACUGCAGCAGAUCCUAAAAAGCAGAAACCGGGUAAUUACUGUGAAGCUGAGGAGGCAGAUGAGAUGCCAGAAGUUCUUGAAACGGUGACUGUGAUACCAGGAAGUGCCUUACUGUGGAGGAUAACACCGCGACCUGCUCACUCAGCACAAAUGUAUAAUUUCACCAGCUUUGCCAUGACACUAAACGAGCUGGAGCCCAGCACGGAGAGGGCGAUUGCACCAACAGAUAGCCGACUGAGACCCGACAUCCGAGCCAUGGAAAAUGGAGACACAGACACAGCGAGUACAGAGAAGGAGCGGUUAGAAGAGAAACAAAGGGCAGCGCGUAGGGAACGCUCCAAGGACGAGAUGUGGCCAACCAGGUGGUUCCAGCUGGGAACACACCCUUUCACAGGAGCCGAGGAAUGGCUGUACACGGGUGGAUACUUUGACAGGAAUUACACCGACUGUCCCAACAUUUAUUGACGCAGGCGGUGAAGAACGUCUCCGUGAUAGGAUUUACUUAGGGUUUUUUUUCUAAACGUCUGAGAUUCAUAUCUGUGGCCUCUAGACGCUCACUGGUACUGUGUCUCUCUUUGAAAAUGUGAUUUAGAUAUUUUAUCAGAUUAUCUGCAACUGACGGCCACAGGAACAAUGUGUUAAUAUUAAGGAGAAUCGUAGUUUACUUCAAUUUACUUAGAGUAACAUGAAACGUAUUCAUCUUUAUGUUCCCUAACAAUAACAGCCAACGUGUAUGUUAAUCACCCGUAGAGUCACCUGUGCCACGAUGCUGCAGGACACCAAGCUGACUGUAAAACCGCAUAUUUUCAGGUUUAGUUCAGGUACUCUACUAUUUAACCUGUAGACUUCCCACGCAAACUUUCUGUCGAGUUUCAUUCAGACAUCAGGGGUUAUCUUAACACAUCAGCUACUUUUUUUAUAUAUAUGUAUAGCCUAUUUAAAUAUUAGAAGUCUAUUUUAGUUAGCACUAAACAUCAAAUGUGAUGAGUCUGUGACUAGUAAUGAACAAAAUAUUUGGAAGCUGCUUUUAACCAACGUUUACUGCCACAGUAAACAGAUAUUACAUUAUAAUGUUCGCAGUCACAUAGUUCAUGUGUCUAAUACGUGACGCAUGCAUGGUCACCAAGAUGAGAAUACACACACACACGUCAAAGCCAUAAAAAAUGUCCUCUGCACUGAGUAUAAUACUGUAAACGCAUUAAUGUAAAACUUAAAAGCGAAGGAAUACAGAGCGACUUUGUAACUCUGUUGCUGUCUAUUGUAUGUAACUGAAAUUUUGAGGCAUAUUCACACUCCACAUCCUGGUAGUUGCUGCUCCAGUCAUAUGGGAGCUGUAAACACUAUCUAGAAUGUUGCUAAGGAUACAGUUAGUUACAUGAGGGCUACCUCUUCAGCACUUUUACUUUUAGCCUGCCUGUAUUUGUUUACUUUAACAAACUGACACCAUUAAAUUCAUAAUGCUGUAAAAAAAAAA